UUUUUUCUAAUUUAUCAGCAAAUGUUUAUCAACUAAACUAAAUCAACACAAUAUAAAAUAUUAUAGGAAAAAAUUAAUACAAUAGGAAGUACAAGACCAAAUUAAUAUAACUGGCAAAGUUAAGUUGAUUUUUUAAAUUUUUAAUUACGGUGAAUACCAUCCAUACAAUUGUUAGACUAGUUGCAAAUCAUUCCAAUAAGUUAUGUUGUCUAUUUUUUACUGAUUUACUUUAAUCAACUCGGAAUACUUUUUCUUCGUGAUUGCUUAGAUAUGUUUUACAAUUGACAAUUAUAUAUGAAUUUUGAAUAGAAAAGGUUUUUUUCCAAGAGGCAAGCUAGCCAUGGCUUCCUGGCAAGGAAUGCAAUUGAAACUACAACCCAUCAUCAUGAUGCUAGUACAAGUACAAGUAGUAGUGGUGGUGAUAUUGUCAUUCUCAGCAGCAACAAAAGCAGCAGCACCAACAGAAGCAGAUUUGAAGAAUCAUGGCUGCGUGAACCAUUGCGGGAAUUUAAGCAUCCCAUACCCAUUCGGCGCGAAAGAGAAUUGUUAUCUCAGCGAAGAUUUCUUCAUUAAUUGCAGCGAUUCCCAGCCAUAUUAUGGCGAUCUCCAUGUUACAUAUAUAUCGCUCGACGAGGGCGAGGUAGGCAUCAUGAAUUACAUAUCUCAUGAUUGUUAUGACCUGUUUGGUACACCAUUACAGAGCAACUUUUAUCCAUGGCUCUUCACGGCCAAUUUCCCCAUAUCUAGUACCAAGAACAAGUUCACUACUAUUGGUUGUGACACAUAUGGGUAUCUCCAAAUUUUUGACAACAACAGUUUCGCUUUUGCAACUGGGUGUGUGUCUAGUUGUAUGAACAUGUCCUACGUUCCUGAUGAUGGAUCUUGCUCUGGAAUUGGUUGCUGCCAGACCUCCAUCCCAAAACAACUCAGCUAUAUUGAAGUUGAUGCUGGUAGCUACAACAAUCAUACAGAUGUAUCGGACUUCAAUCCCUGCAGCUAUGCCUUUGUUGUUGAAGAAGCCGCGUUUAAUUUCUCCAAAACUUAUAUUCAAAAUUUUACAGAAGACAUGGUGCCGUUGGUGCUUGAUUGGGGAAUUUUGGAUAAUGAGACAUGCGAUGAAGCUAAGAGAAAUUUGACUAGUUAUGCAUGUGGAGAUCAUAGUGAUUGUUAUAAGGCAGAAAUUGGUCAUGGGUAUCUCUGCAAGUGUUCCAAGGGUUACAAAGGGAACGCGUACCUCUCAGAUGGUUGCAAAGACAUAGAUGAGUGUGCAGAUCCAAAUCUCAACCAGUGUGUAGAGGAAAGCAAAUGCUUAAACACGCCUGGGAAUUAUACGUGCUCUUGCCCCAAGAGAUAUCAUGGUGAUGGCAAAAUAGAUGGAACACGUUGCACUGCUGAUCGAGUUCUUGUGCUUCAGAUUGUGAUUGGUAUUGCCAUUGGUGUUUUGACCGUUUUGGUGAGUAGCUCCUGGUUGUAUUGGAUUUUCAACAAAAGAAAGCACAUGAAGCUUAAAGAAAAGUUCUUCAAGCAAAAUGGUGGAUUAAUGUUGAAACAACAACUCUCUAGGCUAGAGAGAUCGACCCAGGAAGUGGUCAAAAUCUUUACUUUAGAAGAGCUCAAGCGGGCUACCAACAACUACGAUGACAAUAGAAUUGUUGGCAGUGGAGGUUUUGGAACAGUUUAUAGGGGAAUUCUAGCAGAUAACACGACAGUGGCCAUCAAAAAAUCGCAAAUUAUGAAUCAAAGUCAAAUAGGGCAAUUCAUCAAUGAGGUGGUUGUGCUUUCACAGAUCAAUCAUAGGAAUGUGGUCAAACUCUUAGGUUGUUGUUUAGAAACUCAAGUCCCUUUACUCGUCUAUGAAUUCAUCACCAAUGGCACUCUCUUUGAGCAUAUACAUAACCACUUCAAGGUGUCUCUAUCAUGGGAAAAUCGUUUGCGAAUAGCUGCUGAAACUGCUGGAGUAUUGUCAUAUUUGCACUCUGCAGCAUCGAUUCCUAUUAUUCAUAGAGAUGUUAAGUCUACGAAUAUACUCUUAGACGAUAACUACACUGCAAAAGUGUCGGACUUUGGAGCAUCAAGGUUGGUUCCACUAGACCAAGAUCAAUUAGCAACGGUGAUGCAAGGAACUCUUGGAUACUUAGACCCUGAGUACAUGCUCACAAACCAAUUGACAGAAAAAAGUGAUGUUUAUAGCUUCGGAGUAGUCCUUGUGGAGUUAAUCACCGGAAAGAAGGUGUUGUCAUUUGACAAGCCAGAGAAGGAGAGGAGUCUAGCUAGGUAUUUUCUUUCGUGUAUGAAAAAUGAACGAUUGUUGCAUGUUACUGAUGAACAAAUAGAAAUUGAAGGAAUUGUUGAGGAGCUCACAGAAGUAGCUAAUAUUGCAAAGAGGUGCUUAAUAGUAAAAGGAGAGGAGAGGCCUACUAUGAAGGAAGUAGCAAUGGAAUUGGAGGGGUUGAUCAACAAAAAGAUGAAGAAGCAUCCAUGGGUUAAAAUUGAUUUGAAUGGUGAAGAGAGUGAGCACUUGCUUGGUGGGAAGUUAAGUGGGUUUGAGUUAGAUUGUACUACUAGUUGUAGUAACACAACAACAACUGGGUACGAUAGUGUGAGGGCACAUAUGAUGUUGCCAAUGGAUGGUGGGAGGUGAUUUUUUUGUACUGUUGAGUCCACAAUGAUAACAAAUUGGGUGAUGGUUUGUUAUUACUGUCUUUUCUGUUUUGUAAAAUUAUGUGCCUACAUUAGAUCGUUUCAGUUUAACUUACAUUUUCAUAUGUAAUUUUUCAUUAUUGUAAACUAUUAUUCAAAUACAUCAAUAUAUAUAGGAAUAAUUUC
Molecule: messenger RNA, 2826 nt
Organism: Camellia sinensis
Lineage: Eukaryota; Viridiplantae; Streptophyta; Magnoliopsida; Ericales; Theaceae
Source: RefSeq, a predicted model, not a curated record